AUGCCAGAACAAGGGCUCGGGAUCAGCGAGCCAUUUGACUUGAUCCGCCUCUCUCUUAGUGAGCGUGUUUUGGUAAAACUCCGUGGUGAACGUGAGCUCCGUGGUAUUCUUCAUGCGUACGAUGGCCACAUGAACUUGAUUCUCGGUGAUGUGGAAGAGACAAUCUACGAUGUCCAAGUGGCUGAGGAUACGGGAGCGGAAACCAUCCAGAUUGUGAAGCGGAACUCUGAGAUGAUGUUUGUUCGCGGUGACGGUGUCAUCCUGGUGUCCCCACCGCGCAUGUAA
Molecule: messenger RNA, 285 nt
Organism: Malassezia pachydermatis
Lineage: Eukaryota; Fungi; Basidiomycota; Malasseziomycetes; Malasseziales; Malasseziaceae
Product: lsm3-u6 snrna-associated sm-like protein
Exons: 3
Coding region: 1-285 (94 amino acids)
Biological process (GO): mRNA splicing, via spliceosome; P-body assembly
Cellular component (GO): precatalytic spliceosome; P-body; U6 snRNP
Molecular function (GO): RNA binding
Source: RefSeq, a predicted model, not a curated record